AUGUCUAACCGUGAUUACUACGGCAAUUACACUCCGGAGAACUUGUCUUCUCAAGACAAGACUCAGCAAAUGGGCUCCAUGCAGAACUCAGAGUUCCUCGCGAACCAGAAUCACGAGCAACAACUGGGCGAGCAGAAUCCCUACAAUCAACAGAAUCAAUGGAAGGAUUUUGAACAAGGCCCUGCCGGUGUAACACCCGAGGGUGAAAGGGGUCUUGGUGCAACGGUCGUCGGUGGAGCAGGAGGUGCUUUCGUCGGACAUCACGUUGGAAAGAAGUCGGAUCAUGGAACUUUGGGAGCUGUUGGCGGUGCUUUAGCCGGUGCUGUUAUGGCUAAUAUGGCAUCGAAGGCGGUUAAAGGGAGUCACCACGGGCAUGGCUCUGCUCAUGAUCGUCGUCGGGAGAGACUUGAGAGGCGACUUGAUCGAUUGGGUUGA
Messenger RNA from Penicillium cataractarum, 435 nucleotides. RefSeq lists its product as uncharacterized. The record is from RefSeq and is a predicted model, not a curated record. Gene Ontology annotation, cellular component: outer membrane. The transcript has 3 exons. Lineage: Eukaryota; Fungi; Ascomycota; Eurotiomycetes; Eurotiales; Aspergillaceae. The coding region runs from base 1 to 435 and encodes 144 amino acids.